Messenger RNA from Drosophila albomicans, 645 nucleotides. RefSeq names its product glutathione S-transferase D1-like. Lineage: Eukaryota; Metazoa; Arthropoda; Insecta; Diptera; Drosophilidae. The transcript has a single exon. The record is from RefSeq and is a predicted model, not a curated record. Gene Ontology annotation, biological process: glutathione metabolic process. Bases 1 to 645 code for a protein of 214 amino acids. Gene Ontology annotation, molecular function: glutathione transferase activity.
AUGGAUUUUUAUUAUUCGCCUUUGGCCGCCACUUGCCGUUCCAUCCUUAUGAUUGGUAAGGCUCUUGGCCUGGAAUUUAACAAGAUCGAAAUAAACGUAGCCAAGGAAGAACAUUUGAAGCCAGAAUUCGCUAAGCUUAAUCCUGAGCACGCCCUUCCUACGAUUGUCGACAACGGAUUUGUUCUGUGGGAGUCCCGUGCCAUUCUUACCUAUCUGAUUGAGAAAUACGGAAAGGAUGAUUCUCUCUAUCCCAAGGAUCCUCAGAAACGCGCUAUUGUGAAUCAACGUCUGUUCUUUGAUAUGGGUACCUUGUAUAAGGCUCUCGGAGAUUAUUACACUCCUCAGUUGCAAAAGAAAGCUCCUGCUGAUCCAGAGCUAUUCAAGAAGGUGGAAGAGGCCCUCGGUUUUCUGAAUGCUUUCUUGGAAGGUCAAAAAUAUGUAGCAGGUGACUCAUUCACUGUUGCUGAUACCGCCAUCUUGGCCACUAUUUCUUCAUUUACCAUUGUAAAACUGGAUUUGACCAAAUACGCUAAUAUUGUGCGAUGGUACGACAAUUGCUCUAAAGUAGCACCCGGUUGGGAGGAGAAUGAGAAGGGUUUGGCUGCAUUGAAGGGAUUUAUCGAAGCAAUGCAGAAAAAGGCCUAA